Saxophila tyrrhenica is the source of this 540-nucleotide messenger RNA. RefSeq lists its product as uncharacterized. NCBI's taxonomy places the organism in Eukaryota, Fungi, Ascomycota, Dothideomycetes, Mycosphaerellales, Extremaceae. The transcript is spliced from 2 exons. Gene Ontology annotation, molecular function: nucleotide binding. The record is from RefSeq and is a predicted model, not a curated record. The coding region runs from base 1 to 540 and encodes 179 amino acids.
AUGACUUCCCUCUCAACCAAACUCGCGGCCCGCGAGAGCGCAGGCAAUCCAAUCCAAGUCGGCAUCAUCGGAGCAGGCAAAUUCGGUUCCAUGUUCAUCUCGCAGGCACAUCGAACUCCUGGCCUACGGUUAGCAGCAAUCGCAGACCUGUCGAAGGAUCGGGCGUUGACAGCAUUGCGCCGGACCGGCUAUCCUCAAGAUCGUUUCGAUGACACUGCGUCCGUCUCAGUUGCGGAUGGAUUGAAGGCUGGCAAGACGACCAUUACCAUGGACUCAACUGAGUUGAUUGCCGCGCCUGGGAUUGAUGUAAUACUUGAGGUUACCGGGAGCCCUGCUGCUGGAAUCAAGCAUGCUCUACUCUGCUGCGAGCACAAGAAGCAUAUCGUGAUGAUCAAUGUUGAAGCCGAUGUGUUAGCCGGUCCGCUGUUGGCUAAGAAAGCGGAAGAAGCUGGAAUUGUAUACUCAAUGGCUUACGGCGACCAGCCAGCAUUGAUGUCAGUCGUGUCAACACGCAAAGACCUGACUGUCUUCUCGGCAUGA